AUGGUCGGCAACCAAACGAUCCUCUCUCCGCCUCAGGAAGAGGGAAACGCGGCUGGAGGAUCGAGCAAAGGCGGAGCCGGCAGUCGUGCUACGGAGAAGAAGCCGCAGACGUUUACUUUCGACAAGUCUUACUGGAGUGCAGGUGAUAGAAGCGAUCCAGAUUAUUGCUCGCAACAGACUCUGUACGAAGACUUGGGGAGAGAGCUCCUGGAUCAUGCGUUCAACGGGUUUAAUGCAUGUAUCAUGGCAUACGGACAGACAGGCUCGGGAAAGUCGUACAGUAUGAUGGGCUACGGCGCUGACAAGGGCAUUAUACCACUCACUUGCGAGGAGCUCUUCCGUCGACUGGACGAAAAGCGAGCUUCGGAUCCCAACGUCGACUUUCGAGUCGAAGUAUCAUAUAUCGAGAUUUACAACGAGAAAGUUCGUGACCUUUUGAACCCCAAGAAUACCGGAAACUUGAAAGUUCGAGAACACCCUAGUCUUGGUCCAUAUGUCGAGGAUCUGUCAAAGCUGCUGGUGGGCACCUAUGACGAGAUGAUUACUCUCAUGGACGAAGGCAACAAAGCGCGUACGGUGGCUGCAACCAACAUGAACGAAACAUCCUCGAGGUCCCACUCCGUGUUUACCUUAUUGCUCACUAUGAAACGACAUGACGAAGGAACGAAUCUGGAUACGGAGAAAGUGUCGAGAAUCAACUUGAUAGAUCUUGCAGGCUCUGAACGAGCCAAUUCUACUGGUGCUACAGGUCAACGUCUCAAGGAAGGAGCUAAUAUCAACAAAUCUCUCACGACGCUGGGCAAAGUCAUUUCUUCUCUCGCCAUGGCGUCUCAAGCCGAGGGCAAGUCAAAAGGGAAGAAAAAGGCGGAAGAAUUCGUACCCUAUCGAGACUCAGUCCUUACGUGGCUGCUCAAAGACAGUCUUGGUGGAAACAGCAAGACGGCCAUGAUUGCCGCCAUCUCUCCUGCCGACUACGAAGAGACGCUCAGCACGCUUCGGUAUGCGGAUCAAGCAAAGAAGAUUAAGAACAAGGCCGUCGUCAACGAGGAUCCGAAUGCCAAGCUCGUCAGGGAGCUCAAGGAGGAACUCGAGAUGCUCCGAGCGAGGGUCGCGGGCGGUGGUGGGAUCGCUGAGGAGACGUACGAUCCGAGCGUCGUGCGGUACAAGGCCAAGGAUGGUACAGUCAAGACCGUGACAAAGGCAGAGUUACAGGAGCAACUUGAGAGUAGCGAAAAGCUUAUGCAGAGCUUGAAUGAGACUUGGGAGGAGAAGUUGCAGAAGACGCAAGAGGUACACAAGGAGCGGGAAAAGGCGCUCGAAGAGUUGGGGAUCACGGUUGAGAAGAAUAUGGUGGGUGUGCAUGCGCCCAAGAAGAUGCCACAUUUGGUCAAUCUGAAUGAGGACCCUCUCAUGAGUGAAUGUCUCGUUUAUCAGCUCAAAAUGGGACGCACGGUCGUUGGACGUUUAGACAGCAACAAGCCAGCUGCCAUUCGUCUCAGUGGGGAGAACAUUCUAGAGGAGCAUUGUUAUUUUGACAACGAGAAUGGCGUCGUGACACUUCAAGCUUCAUCCGGAAGCAUCACUUUCCUCAAUGGCAAACAAAUCGCUCCAGAUCAGCCUUAUAAGCUCAAAUCUGGUUUCCGAAUCAUUCUAGCAUCACGUUUUCGCUUCAACAACCCAGAGGAGGUUCGGAAGCAGCGAGAUCGGCAACGCCUUUCCCUCGCUCUGACAGAAGGAGUUGACAAAGAUGUCUCCGGUGGCGCUACACCUAUAACACGACCCGACUCUCCUGCGUCGAGUGCAGCCGACGUUGAUUGGAACUAUGCAAAACGCGAAGCAGCGCUCCGUUUGGCUGGCCUCGACCCUGACAGCAUGCCCGACGACCAGCUCGACUCGCUGUAUGAAAAGAUUACGAAAGUAAAAUCACAGCGAGGACGUCGGCUAGAGGGCAGUCGACCGGAAAGUAGCGCAAGCUUUAGCCAACUCGAUGACAUGUGGAGCGAGGCCGGCAGGCCUGUUCAAAACUACGACGCGUUCACGGACGACACGUCGGUGGUUGAUAAUCAGAAUGGGACAAUGUACGACGAGGGGAGUUCUGUCACUGGUGCUGCCUCUGCGCAGAUCAAAGAGAUGCAAGGUCAACUUGAAGCGCAGCGCAUAGAGUUUGAGAACCGUUUGAACGCCCUCGGGGAAGGACCAAGUGUUGAAGCGGAGGACCUCAAAGUCGAAAAGGAUCAUAUGGAAAAGCAGCUUGUGGUCGUUCAGGCCCAGAUGAAGCGACUUCUCGAGAUGCGCGGCAGAGGCAAGAUUGAUGAGGACUUUGUGCCUUUCGAACCGGUCUUAUAUUCCGCCAAGCAGCUCCGACUCAUUCGCAAGGUGCUGGACAAGUGGAGGGCUCAUCGCGCAUUUUCGAUGGCGGAAACCGUUCUCUCAAACGCUGUCGUCGUCAAGGAGGUCAACGUUAUCAGCAAAGAGCUUGAUAAAGAAGUCACGUACAAUUUUACUAUUGCGGCUGGCGGGUCAUUAGCUGCCCCAGUAUCGGCUUUGGACACCAUUGCCGGCUUGGAUGAAUUUGGAGACGUCGCAGACCCAGUCCUGGCGUCAGCCACACAACCGUCUGUUGGCGUCAAAGUGGUUGACAAGGCGCACAAUGCGAUCUACGUGUGGUCGCUAGAUAGGCUUCAGCAACAGCUCCAAAAGAUGCGGAACCUGACGACAUACAUUGACCGACCUCAGUACUCUCAGCAUUUCUCCUCAGCUCAACCAUUCUACGACUCUCCUGCCCCGGAGUAUUCCUUCAUAGGAAACGCCCUCAUCUCACUUGCGCCGCUGGCUAGGAAGCUCUCGGCAACCUCGACUGUCCCCAUCUUUUGCCGGUAUACCGCGGAAGCUAUUGGCUCAUGUCGAGUCGAUUUGAAGGUGGCCAGCGUGACGGCACCGGUCAAACGUGGAACUGGCUCUGCGUCAUCGACACGGCCCUCGACGAGAGCCCCUUCGCCAAUCAACAAUCAGCUGCAGCCGGGAUGUAAAGUCAACUUUUUGCUCUCCGUUGACCAGGUCAAGGGACUCGGGUCGAAUGAUUUCUCGUCGGUUCAUCUCCAAAUCCGGCUCGCAUCCCUUGCUGGUCCUAGCCUCCGAUCCCAAGAGGUGUUUCACUCCCCUGUAGUCGACCUCACCAAAUCUGGCUCGUCUGAACUCAAGUUCAGGCGCACGUUUCAGCUUGCUGUCACCUCGAAGAUCCUGGCGCACAUGCGCGAGGGGUAUGCGCCAAUAGAAUUCUUCGCCGCACUCCAACCUACAUACCUCGAACGAAUGGAACGCUGGGAUGAGAUGCGGGAGCAGAGAUAUAUCCUUCCAAAGCCGCAACUUGCUCGAGCCCCCAGCUCUAGUGGGUCAAGCACAAACCUGCCUUCUAUGCGCCGUUCCGAGAACGACUUUGUCGUGGAACAAGCACAUGACGUAAUUGCUUGGCUGAGCAUCUGCGAACUCGGAUCCGACGGCCAGUACAAGCCUGUACCGGUGCUCUCUCAUGGCCCGCUGGAUCCAGGGUCAUUCUCGCUGCAUCAGGGUCUGCAGAGAAAACUCAAUCUGAACCUCUGGUGUAACGCUGGAAAGCAGCUUCCCUGGGUUGCAGUCACCAAGAUCAAGGUCGGGAAUGUGCGGUUACUAGAUGCCAAAGGGCUGGCGCACGAGUCAGAGUCCAAAGACAUGUUUGAAGUCAAACUCGGCAAACAACAAAACGUCGAAUUUAAACCAGACGGCACCGGAACGCUCUCCGUGGAUGCACCUUGGGAUUCGUCAGUGCACGAGUCAUCUUUACUCAACCGCGUCACGGCAAACGGACAGCGAAUUCUCCUUCAGAUCCAAUGGUCCGUGGAUAUUGAUACAUGCGUGGAUCCGGUUCUAUUUUCAAUGGACAUGGCCGUCACUAUGCAAGCUCGAGACGCUGGAACCCCUUCGCGCUUUGUGUCCAUGUUCAGCUCUACUAAGAGACUGAGCAAGUCGAGCUCUGUCUUCCGAGUCAAGCUUACCCCGCCGUUGACGAGGUCUGCCAAAGAUUUGUGGCGACUGGACACGUCCGAAAAGUAUGUGCGAGGCGAGGAUUCAUUGGGAACAUGGAAGCCGCGUGGAAUCUCCGUGGUCGAAGAUUACGAGCGGCUUAUCGCAACCGAAAAGCGUUCUGCCGACGUUCAGGCGAUCAAAGUCAUUCUUGCGGCAUCACCUCCGGCACCGUACUCUGGCUCGAAGGAUGCCGCUGCGCUGCUCAAAGAAUCCCUGGAGCUUUGGCAGAAGAAGUUUGGUCACGAGGGCAGGAUCGUGUUGAGCCAGGAUCCAGAAGAAGACGAAACAACCGGUCCUACGACAAGCAUGCUACAACCUCCACAACCACUUAAAUUAGUCGGACAAUCAAAGUUGAUGCCGAGAUCGGAUAUGUCUACUCGGUCCGGCUCCUUGCUCCUCCUCACCGAUGCAGGAGAGAAUACAUGGAAGAAGCUUUGGUUCGUUUUGCGAAGACCUCACUUGUACAUAUACCAACACUCUAACGAGCUAGACGAAGUCGGCAUUAUCAGCCUGACCGGUGUCAAGGUCGAACACAGUACCCAUAUGGAAACUUUGCUUGGAAAACCGCACAUCUUCACCCUCUUUACCUCUUCGAAUUCUCAUGUCUUCGCGGCGCCAAACGAUAAGGAACUCCAAACCUGGAUUGCAAAGCUGGAUCCAACGCGUUUGCCGCCUGCCAUGACCGCAUGA
This is a messenger RNA of Serendipita indica DSM 11827, 4752 nucleotides long. The record is from the annotation of a GenBank genome assembly. Lineage: Eukaryota; Fungi; Basidiomycota; Agaricomycetes; Sebacinales; Serendipitaceae.